This is a messenger RNA of Rangifer tarandus platyrhynchus (Svalbard reindeer), 852 nucleotides long. The record is from the annotation of a GenBank genome assembly. Lineage: Eukaryota; Metazoa; Chordata; Mammalia; Artiodactyla; Cervidae.
AUGCCCAGGCAGUCAGAACCACCUGCCAGGCCAAAAGGUUGGCCGCAGAAAGCGACGCUGAAGGUGGUGGCAGGGCCUGAUGGCGGGGGCAGCAUCAGGGACGGUGGUGAGAGGCCCCUGGAGCAGAUAAAGGCUGAGGAUUGCGGAGGCCCCUGCACCGAGCUGUCCCCGAGUGGGCAGGGCAAGAACACCUCCAUCCUCGGCACCCGCCAGCUGGGCUCCAGCUUCCUCCUCAGCGUCUCUGCUUCUUCAGCCUCAGAUGCUCUCGUACCAGACCCCUUCUCUCAAGCCCACCCAAGGCCGCGGGCCAGGGAACCUGUCUUCCGAAAGCUGUCGCUGGCCGUGUUUACCGUCGGCGUUCCCCAGCCUCCAGUCGGGACUUCACCCUCUCUGCACCCGCUGCCCCACUCCCAGGGGCCGGUCACCCCGGAAGAGGUGGUCCUCGCGGGAGGACGACAGAGCCCAGCCCGGGUCCACCCGGGGGGGACAUCAGCGCUCACGCCGAAGACCCCGGCGCAGUCUCCCUCCGCACACGCCCCCCCGUUCCCACGUCGGGUUCUGGUUCCGCGGGGUGGAAGGCACUGUGCCCAUGGUCAGGGACACGUUUCCUUGGAUGCCUCUCGGUGCCCGCUCCACCCAGGGGCCCGCUGGGCCCAGGACGAUGACGGGCAGGGCAAGACCGGGCAGGGCAAGACCAGGCAUGUGGAGAGCAGGCGGGGGGUCGGGAAGGUGCCGGCUGCCUCGCAGGGACCCCACGCGGGACGGGGCGCCAAGCGUCCGGCCGCCGUGCUGGCUGCCAAGGCCACCUGGACCGAAGCUCCAUUUCUCAGCCAGAUGAGAGCAGGGCCGUGA